AUGGCAGAACUCGUCAUGGACCAACAUUACGCCUUGGAGAUACAAACGGAGAUGAUGGAGCUUCUGAGGUUAGCCUCCUUCGACACAGCGAUGAGGGGCCGAACAAGAUCUGACGUUAGAGAGAGGAUGGAGGACUUAAGCGAUGAGGACGACAAAGAGCAUAGAGUAUGGACCCCACUGAUAACUAUAUCUGGAUCAAAAAGCCAAGAGAGACAUUGUAACAGGGUUCAAAACCAAAUUAAUACGCAUGGUCAUUCGUGA
Nezara viridula (southern green stink bug) is the source of this 261-nucleotide messenger RNA. The record is from the annotation of a GenBank genome assembly. Lineage: Eukaryota; Metazoa; Arthropoda; Insecta; Hemiptera; Pentatomidae.